CACGACAGGAAGCAAAGAUGUCGAUGGUGAAGUCGAUAGUUCUGUAUUUUAGUGAAAAAUUUUCUAAAGAUGUGGCUCAUAUUGCUCCAGGUAAGGAGUAUUACCAAUGAAUGUCUUAAUUGAGGAUGAAGAAAGCUUCUUUGGCAGAGGAUAACAAUGCUAAUUUGCAAGGGAAAGAAGGAAGCAAGCUUAACAGGUGAGUGAGUUUGCAUUUCGCUGUACAUAGCAAAUUCAGUUUUCUUCUCGAUAAAACGCGUAUUGAGGACGGUUUGGUGAGGGUAACUUGUUCAUCUUUUACAUUUUAGUCUUAAAUGACGGCUGUAGAGGUUUAUGGGAAGAUACCGAAUACAUUUUCUCCAGAAUAUUAGUGUACAAAAUUCUGGCUUGAGGUUAAGCUUAAUUCAAUUGGGAUUCAUAAGCUUUUUAUAUAUAGUUGCUUACGAUGAUAAGUUUAUUCGUUUCGCUUCGCGUGAUCGGGUGGCGACAAUUUAAAAAUAAGUAACGGAUGGCUUCGAGAAACCCCUUCACAGCACUUAGAGACGAUAUAUUUAAUGAAUUAUAUGUAUUAUAGAUUUGUUUAAAUAGUCACAAAGCUGGGUUUAAGUCUUGUACACAAUGAAAUUUAUAUUCUUAAUAUUAUCAUCUUUUACCCUAAUAUGACAUGUUUAAUACUGAAAAUUCUUGAAAGGGUGUUUGGCUUAUUUUACUGUUGUUGUUGUUAAAGUAGUAAUAAGAAUCUUCAGUAUACUUACAAAAUAAUGUAACAAAAUUAAUUAGCAUAUAUUCCUCAUAAUUAACUACAUGUAGCACUAGUGGGGAGUUUAGAUGGUGCCUGUGGUUUAAGGAGAUGGCCUGGCAACAGUUAUCAAGGUUAUUGCAUUUGUAUUUAAAGCAAGAUUCAAAAUCUGCAUUCUGAAACUUGCACACUAGUAAACUGAAAGAAAACUGAAAAAAAAUUUGCUUUCACUAUUAAAAUAAUGUAAAAGUGAUUUACGGAGCUCAGGCUUGUGAUUGGCAAGCAUUCCUUGUUCUUUUUCUACGAUCAUCCAACUUGGUUCAUUGCUUGUUUCGGGAGGAGAUACAGAAGGGAAGUUUAGCUAGAGGUGUGCUGUUGAGGUCUUCAAACCCUGACCCUGUUUAUCCCUUACGAAGAUUUGUAAGCCCAGGGGCCCAUUUCUCGAAAGUCCCGAUAAUUAACUGGCCCGGUAAGCUGUCUCUGUUUACAUUAAAGAUUGAGGUUUCAAAAGUUUUGCAGCUAACAUGAUAAAACUAACAGUUAAUGAAACAAAAUGGAGUAGUUUGCUAGCCAGGACCAGUGCUCUUAUUCUUUACAUUUCGAUUUGAAUACUUGAUUUCGGGCUUGAAAAGUUACCUGGACUUUCGAGAAAUGGGCCCCAGGGCUGUCAGGGCUGUCAAAAAGUUUUUAAGUAGCAGGCUGAUAGUGAAUAGUAAAUGGCUUUGGAACUUGCACCAAAGCUACAAGUUCUUGAGGGCUGAGGCAUCUAGGGACAUUUUGAAAUUUAGAGUCUCGGAAAUUGCAUUUCCAGGAAUUUACAAGAGGUAUUUUCCACCUUGGAGGCCAUGUUAUUUGGUCAGAAUACUGGCGAGACUUGGAACAAUGCCGUUAAAAUGUCCCAAGCGUUCCACAACAUCACACGGUUCGAACGUUUCAUAGAUCAUAGCCUGCUAAAUAUGCAUUCAGUGUCAUUCAAAUCUGAGAAAUGGUUGCUUUGCAAUUUUAUUUGAUGGUGCUUAUUUUUUGUUAGCAGUGGUAGAAGAGAUGAAAGUAGCCGGCUAAGGAUGGCCAACUAGCCGGCGGUUUUGGCCGUCUACCGGCCCUUAUUGACAGCCCUGGGCUUGUGAGUGACAGUCUAUGGCAUGUAAAAUUUUUUUUGACAAUUUUUGUUUCAUCGUUACAAUAUACCUUAUUAUAGGAAAUUAAUGUGAUUUUCAAAAAUUUGCAUCAAUGUAAAAUUUUGUAGGCGUUUAUUUUUGUGCCAUUAAUUAAGUGGAGAAUGAAAAUAGUCUCAUGAGCUGAGCAUGCUCGGGAAAUCGCUGUCAAAAUUACUCUUCCUGCUCUCGUUUGAAUUGAUUUUAGUGAAAAAGGGGUCGGAAGGCAACUCACGACUUUUACUUCCUGCCAAAAUGCUGCUUGCUCCAGUAAGUGUUCUUUGUUCCAGUGGGUAGAUGUUCAAAAUUUUGACUGAGAAAAUUUAAUAUGUGAAUUUUGCCACUUGUUCGCUUGUUUCACACUGAGAGGUCAUUUCUGACAUUCUUGCCACCUAAGAAGAAAGGAGUGUUUUAUCGGGUUAGAUAUCCACUAGUAACAGUGAAACUGUGAGGAAACCUGAAAUUGGCUAGAUUUCUUAGCUUGACACCUUUGUGCAUCUGGGAAAGCAAAGUUUCCAUAUUGGAUUUAGCAUUUAACUGUGUUCCUGUUGUCUGAACAAGUUUUGUUUCUUUGGGCAUCGCGCUAAUUUUCUUCAUUUUGAAAUGUUACCUUCCUCUCUCUGUUGAUUUCCUUUCAUUUUCUAGAGAGUCGUUCACCACUAAAUUCACGUUAAUUUAAGGCACAUCAAUUUCCAGUUAUACCCUAAUUUCAUGGACCAUUAAUAACUUUAGUGUAGUGCAAAGUAAAGGAUUCAUGACACUCAGGAAUGUUUCAAAGUUGCACCCCAAUAUCCUGAAGUUGCUUCAAAAUUAGUUCGAGAUAUAUUUCAGUUCUUUGAUUUAAUUAUUCUUAUUCUUAUUUAUUAUUCUGGCUGCAAAUAUUGACUGCAGAAGUAUUUUACAGAAAAUAUUGAAGCAAAUUGGGCCAGUAGCUUCAAAAUACGAGCAAAAAUCAAGAAACGAGCAGUUUUCAGUGAGUCUCACCUUGCAGACGAGUUUGCAUGCUUAUGUCGUGCGAUAUGUUUCUCCAAAGUGUGUUUUAAUUUGGCUUUUUUCUGUCAAAACCUUGUCUUUUUCUGCUGAAAUCUGGCUUGCAAUUCGUUUUACACCGUGGAAAACCCAAUUUAUUAGUUUGCAGGUUAAAUUCCCUGCCGAUAGAUCAAAGUUUCAGUUCUGUACUAUGGUCUAGAGUAUAAUAAUUUUUACGUGAACUGUACUACCAUGUUAGUGGGUUUUUUUUCUAAAUCAAGUGGCCAAAAUAAUGCUAAAUAUGUUUUUCAAUACACUUUUAAAAAUAAAACCACACAAUAAACAAAAAUGAAGAAGAAGAAAGGAAAAAACAAAGUAUUCGCCGUGGAUUACCGAUCCAGUUCUUAACCCCACCCGACAAGGCUUAACUUGAGUGGCACUACUAAAAAAGCGAGUUUCACAUGCGCGAGGGAACUUAUUCUGAGAUGCGUAUUUCACGUUUAUGAGCAGUCUUCAUUCAGUGACCAUCUUUUCAGUUUUAAUAAGUAUUUUCUCUUUUUUAUGGAACCAGUUACACCAAUGGUCGGUGCCUAUUUCUGGAUAUCUCCAUAAGAAUUAGCCGUACGACUAGUUACAAGAACAUGGUACUGGAAAUGAUCAUCAAUGAAAUCCAUGGGCUUGCAUUUUUCCGCAAACUUCAAAGCUGAUAGCUGACAAGCCCUGAUCAGCAGAUCAAAUUAUCACAAUCAGUGAACCUGUAUAGUGUUUGUGACAGAAAUGUUACUCUGGGUUUGUUGUAGGUCUUCUAUGCAGCUGGCCAACAGGCUUGACAUUCAACUAAAGUCUGUUGUUGAGUGGCAAGAACUUUUUCAACCAGAUGCUAUUGCACUCAGACACAGGUAUGUCAACUCAAAAUAAAAAUAUGAUUUAACCGCAAACUCAUUUUGACACUCUUUAUUUGAUUGUAUACCAGCACGUGUCAGUAGUGCUUAUAAAAUAAAGUUCCUAGACCAGGAUAAUUGCCUACACUGUUCCAUUAAGUUGGUUAAGUAUGGUGCUGGCCAGAGUUUUCAGCUUGUAGUGCUGUGGUGUGUUAGGCCGCAUUAAAGUUUGUUUCUUGUGGACCUACGUGAACUCGUCUGAUCUGGUUUGAUAUAUAUGCAAGAUGGUGCCAGGGAGAUAAGUAAGGCUUUAUGGUCUCGCUAUGGAAGUUGUUUGCCGCUCAGAUCACUGAGCGGUGCUCCCCUUUUUACACCAUAUGUUUUGUUGUUAUGUUUUUAUUAGCCUUUAUUUAUUGUGUAAAGCCAUUUUGACUAUUCACCUCAAAACUACCAACUUCCUUUUUGCAUCCCAAAAUAAAACUCUUUAGAUCAAUGUUUUAGACUCACAAAAAAAUCCUCCCCAGUACAGGGGUACUCAACUGUAAGAGCAUUUCUUGAUGGUUACCAUAUUUAUUUCAAUAAGCGCCCAACCUCAAAUAAGCGCCCACCUUGAAUAAGCGCCCAUCCUAAAGGCAGAAAAAGUUAAUAAGCACCCAGCCUCGAAUAAGGUGAGGUGUCCAUCUUAUAAAAGUGUCUGUUGAGAGAGAGUCAACUGUACUAACCUGAGAGUCGACUGUACUAACCUAGAUUUGCACUUGAAUUUUUAAGUCAUGUCUUUCACUUGUAAUAAAGAUUUAGGUUUCUGGAAAACUGCCCACCUACCCCUUCCCUAAGCUAAAAUUAACACUUACUUCUCACUUAGAGCAAAAUAAUGGCUUAGGAGAGGGGUAGGUGGGCAGUUUCCCAGAAACCUCAAUUGAUCCAGAUUUUUCAAUGUAUUUUUUUAGGUUACGAACUCAGUGUGAGAUGCUAAUUCUUAAGCACUCUAAGGAGUAUGGCCGAAGAGCUGAGGAACGGCUUUGGAGAAAAGUGUUUUAUGAUGUUAUCCAGAAACUGCGCAGUCACAGAAAGGUUAAUAUACCAAACACUCAAUGACUCAAAUGACUUAAAAUUCCAUGGUAGUGUAGCUAAGCCUUAGAUGUGAAGGUUUUUUCCCAUUUCCCAUAAGAUUAUCUCCACAAGUUACUUGAGCAUGAUUGUCUGCUUGGGUAAAAGUAGUCUUGAAAAAGACUGUUGUUGACAGUGACUGGCGUUUUGACAACCUCUGCGGUAGUAAUUGUCAGAGUCAAGGUCAGUUAUAUCAUGUCAGUUGAUGGUAUUAAACUCUGGUUAUUGAUCUGAUUGGUCAAAUAAGUUGUGGUUUUAUUGGUCAUCUGUCAGUUAAGCCGAAAAGAAUGCAUUUCAAUCCAUCUAUUGUCGCAGUUAAACAAUCAUUAAUUUUUAGUCUAAAUUGUUGGUUGUCCAGUCCUUCUCAUAGUAGGUUGACCACUGCACAGGUUGUCAAAACAUCAGUCACUGUCAACAACAGUGCUAUUCAGGACUAUGUUCACCCAGACAACCAUACGCAACCAACUUUUGAACAGGGCUUGCACAGUCUUGAAAAGUACUUGAAUUUUAGGGAAAGUCCUCGAAAAGUCCUUGAAUUUUCUUCGGCUUUGAAUGUUGUGGCCUGGUAACUGUAUUUUAAAUGCUUUUUGGUUGUCCAAGACUGAAUAAAUAAAUCAUAGCUCAGGGAAGUUAAAAGUGAUCUACAUAAAUCAGUUUUUGUUUAUGUAAGAAUUAAACAUCAAUUUAAGACAAGUGAACUGGAAAAAUUAAUGUAGAGAAUUUGGUGGGUGGAGCAAACAGUUCAAGCCUUAAAGUCCUGUUAGAAUGGACAGGGUAUGUACAUUUUGGUACAAUCUGUGAAAUCACAUUCCUGGUAGGUAGUCCUUGAAAAUCUAAUGCGGUCCUUAAAAAUCCCUGAAAAGCCCUUAAAAGUGGUGCAAUUUUUUGUAUGAAUCCUGUAUGAAAUGACUCCUGCCAGGCUCAAACAUUUCAUAAGAUUAUUUCUAUAUUUACAGAUUCUGGAGGAAGAUUCUGCAGGUCUUGAUGCAGUACUCCGUACCCAUCUGUCAUCUGCAGCAGGAUAUUAUUACCAUCUGUUGACCCAUCUUCAGCUUUUUUAUCAUCUUACACUGGACAGUGCAUUGUCUUGGGGAUUUCCUUCUUCUCAGAAAGGUAGGGUUUCAAUUUUUGUCUUUAAUGCUGUGUCCCGGGGGGCUGACUGUUAUUUAACCCAUUUGCUCCUGAGAAUUUCACUGAAAAACACAUUUGAAACUAGUCAAGCUAUUUUCUGGUCACUUUCUGGCUAUAGAGAGCUAAAACUUACCACAAAGCCGUUUGCAGGUCGUACACUUCACGACGGAUGAAAAUAGUUGACAAAAUAGUAACUUCUGAAGUUUGGGCAUGGGCAGAAAUAUGCACGAUUUUAUACAGUUGAACCUCAACUAACUGCCACCUCUUUACAACAGCCACUUUUUUUGUCCCGGCGGACAGUCCAUACAUUGACUCUUAUUAAAACCUCUCCAAAAUGGCUACCCCUCCACAGUGGCAAUGGCCACUAAAGCGUGUCCCCAACUGCGAAAAUAACCUCUCCACAAUGGCCAGUUUUUUCAGCAACUGAUGAAAAAGUCAAGAAUGGUCAUGAAAUUUGAUUCGUAUGGCACAUUGAUGAUUAAUCGCGGCAAUCGUAUUUUGAUUUUGUUCCAUUUAUAGUGCUGCAGUAAGCAUAAAUUGUCUACGAUACUUAUAGCGAAUGUUGCUAACCUUUCUUGUUUUGUCACGUUAGCAUUUUAUUCAAAACAUCAUUCAAGCUUUUUUGCGUAUUUUAUCUCUAUUAUUUAUGAUUGGAUUGUUAUCAUUAUGGGAGAGCACAAUAAACCUUUUGUACUCCCUUAAAAAAAUUGUCAUAUUACACUCCUUACCUCUCCAUAACGGCCACCUUUCCACAACAGCUACUUUCUUCUGUCCCCUAGGUGGCCGUUAUGGAGAGGUUUGACUGUAAUAUUUUCUCCCUCCAAUCUCCACAACCUGUAAUAAACUGUAAAAUAAUAGUUAAUAAUAAUUAUUCAAAAAUUGACAACAUGCCUUUUCCAUGUAAAUAUGAUCAAAAGCGAUCUCAGGAAAAAGACCAUCCUUUUGAAGUUAAUUUAUCUUUAUAUCGGUAUUUCUUCUUGUCGCCAUCUUCUUCUCUUGAUUUACUGAACAUUAGGCUGUUCAUACCUUUAUAAAGCAGUCAGUGGUCAAUUCCCCAAGAGUGUAAAAAGCUCCAAUAAAAAGUCCAAUUUAAGCUUCCAUCUCAUUUUGUUUUUCCCCUUCUGCUGUUGUUUUGCAAGCUCUCUACAAUUUUCUUUAUGAACAGUGAAAUGCACGAAACUAUUGCAAUUCAAUUUCCAAGAAAAAACUUGAAAAAACAUCACUCUGGAUUCUGAUUGGACUUUUCAUUUUUCUGUUUUCUUGUGAAAAACAUUGUUCAUUCCUUUAACCUUUAGGCUAGAACUCAUCUGUGUGCACAUGAAAAUUUACAACAUAGCUUUUCAUUGAGUAUAUCUCAUUAUGUAUAUAAAAUAAGUUAUUUGUUUGUUUGUUUGUGUGUUUUCACAGCUGUUGUUGAGGAAGAGGAAACAGUUUCUUGGGCGAUAAGAGCAUGUCAACGCUGCCUUAUUUACUUAGGAGACAUUGGUAAGAGUGCCAACAUUUGGAUAAGUUCAAGAAUUUCCGUUAUGUUUAACAGCAAGAGCAAACUUGUAGUACAUGUACCUGUUACAAGAAUUGUUUGGGAGAAGUACAUUUUUCGUAGUUUGUAAAAUAUUGAGUUGCAUUCAUGUAUUCCUCCUACAGCUCGAUAUCAAUCAGAUCUUGAAGGGGAAGACGCCAUUAAAUUGGCGGAAAGGUUUUACUGUGAAGCUGCUUUGAUCAACCCAGAUAUCGGUAAGUGUGCACCAAAUUGACAAAAUGUCUGUGUCAUUGAAGUCAAGAUUGUUUUAGUUCAUAUUAAAAUACAUGAAAAAAACUUUCUGGAAUCUGAUUGCAAUGCACUCUUUAGCAAAACACAGCUCAAAAAUGAGGAAAAAAAAUAAAACACCUGAGAGAAUGGAGCAAUGUGAGUGGCUGAUAAACAAAGGCAGUUCAUAAGAACCAAUCAGGUGCUACAAUCUUCAUUGGCGACUUUGAAGUGACACGUGGUAACUGGGUCAUUGUUGUGUCAAAUUGCAUUGUGGGACUUUCUUGGGACAAAUUUAGUUGCAAUAAUUUUUUUUAUGAAUAUUAUUGAAGGGUAAUCAUACGACUUUUCUUAUUCUUAUUUUUCAUAAUGCUCAAGUUGCAUAAGCCUGUGGCACUUUUUGAAAAACAAACACGUUCAAAUUAAUUCCAAAUUGAACCCAAAGUCAUCUGAUUACCUAUACAAAUUUCACUGUUAUGAAAACUAGUUUCUGUUGCUCUCAACCCUAGUAUGACCACUGGAAACAAAGUUCUACUACAGGUACAGGUUAGAAAGCACAGCAAGGAGCUGCUUCAGAUGGAAACGAAAUUAUUACAUUAAGCAUUUAAAAUAUAUUCUUGGUUUGCAGGGAUGCCUCAAAACCAGCUAGGAACCCUUGCAGGAACAAAGGCUUUUGGCUGUGAGGGAGCUUAUUUUUACAUGAGAUGGUAACAUAUUUUUCUUCUUUUAAUACUAACUUUCUUGAUGCAUAAGAAUGCUAGAUCCUGCUGUUUGAUUCAGUCUCUUUUGUUGUGACAUUUUGUUGCAGUCUUUUGUCGAAAGAAGUCUUUGAAGGGGCUGAAGGGAACUUGCUAAGAAUAUUUGAAAAGAACAGAUCUAUCCUAUACAGGAUAAAGGAGUUGCCUCUUGACGAGCCCCAGCCCAAAGAAAGGUAUGACUUGAAUUCUCUUGCAUUUCCAAUGUACUUCUUGCUAAUAUUUUUAGUCAGGGAAAAGAGGUCGGAGAGCUCAGAAUUCCACACACUCGUUCCACAAAAAGGAAAGACCAAAUGAACACACUGUCAGGGCAGGAAACAGACUGAUCAUUAUACGUUCCUGAGAAACUGCUCACCUUCCCCUCCCACAAGCCAACUUUAACACUUACUUCUCACUUUGGGCAAAAUGUUGGCUUAGGGGAGAGGUAGGUGGGCAGUUUCCUAGAAAUGUAUAAUGACCCAGGUCUGAUAGCCCAGGACAAGUAAAUUUUAGUCUUGGGCAAGUAAAAAUAGAAGUUUAGUGAUUUCACUCUAUUAACAACGCAGUUGUUAAGAGAGGUUUCAACCACAUAAUGCUUUCUUUGAUUACUUUAGAUGGGUUUUUACAGACACACGUUGAACUGGAAGCAUCACUUUCUCUUUUUUGUCAGUUGAUAGUUAGUUUUGACUUUCCACAGAUUGAAGCGCUUUCUUGUUUACUUCCUCUACUUACAAGAUGUUCUGUACCAACAUGAGAGGUGAGUAACACUAGUAAAAAACAUGGACGUUCUUUUUUUGUAAGGCGUUUUACAAAAUUUUGGCAAGUUCAUCACCUCUUGCUUUAAGCUUACUUGUUUUGCAAAGAAAGUAGUAUUGAAAUCAAGAGGCAUAUUUGAGUCCCCUAUGUACAGCUUUUGUUAUGUAAACCAUAGGGAAAUUCACUCCUUUCUUUUUUGGGGAGAGCCCAUAUAUACCAACUGAGUGAGAGACUAAAAUAAUACACUUUAAAAUCCAAAGAGAGCAAUCAGUGUUGAAUAUUUGAUUUUACACCCUGUACAAAUGUAGCUUUUCUAGAUGCACGUUUCCCUUUUUUGCAGUACAAGUACAUGUAAUGUUAUUUUUUUCACCCCAAAGUUUUAAAACAAACUUCGUUUUGUGAUUGAUGCUUACAAAUGAAAAAUUGUUAGUUCCCCAGAGAUCAGCAGCGAAGAUAUUGGUCAUUUGUGUCAGUCCGUGUUGCAAGACUUCAGUAGUGUGCUGUCAGUAGAUCCAUCAUCCUCUAAUGGACACAAGCCAGCAAUGGAGAAUGGGCUCCCCCCACAGGAGAAUGGGCACCAGGAUACUGACGUCAAAGACGACAAGGAUGGCGUCAUUAGUAGCUCGCUAAUGGUCAAAUUGGUUGUCAUGGCAAUUUCUACUGUCACCAGACUGCAGUCCAAUAGUAAGUGCCCAAUCGAGUUUGAAGAUGAGAACCUUUGACCUUGUGUUUAGUGCCAGUGGUUAAUGACCUCUGCAGCGAUCACCCAGUAGUUCUGAUACUUUAGUGAGCCUGCUGUAGUCUGUGGACAGGCUCCCAAGGGAGCAGGGUAGAACGCGGAAGUUCCCAUCCCUUCCCCCCUGUUUUUUACCCUUCCCUGCUCUGGUUACCGGUCGUUUCUAUACAAAGUCGUUUCGAUACAAGUUGUUUCGAUACAAGUUAAUUCCUUCGAGGUAUAAAUAUUUACAAGUACUUGGCUCAAAUAACCAAGAAUAUUCACCCAAAAUGUUUCUAUUGUUCAAUUGCAAACUUUACUUGAAGUAAUCGAAAUUUUUGUGCAGUUUUACUUCUUGAGUUCGUAUUGAAACGACCGUUUUCCCCUGCUCUAGAUCUACGCACGUUUUCUGGCCUUUCCUUCGUCCUUCAGCAGUUAGCUGCAUGCCGUGUUUUUGCGCAGACGUGCCGUUAUGGUGCCUUCAUUUUUCCUUGUCAAACGUUUCGCUCAAACUCGACGCUGCAGGAAAAUUCUGUUCUCACUGCCUCGCCACCUCUGGUAACCAAUCAGUUCGAUGUAUGGGCCUACUGUCUACCCUUUCGCCUACAUCCCGUGAUUGCUAUUCCUAAAAUUUCCCUUUACGUAUAGGAACCAAACUGGAAAGUCAACCAGAUAGCUAGGCGAAUUGACAGAAAUUGUCACCUCCAUCAACCCUUUGUCUUUAAGUGUUUAAGGUUUUGUCCGUCAGCAAAUUUUUUUCCGCACCAGUUUUUCUCAUCACUUGCUCAGUGUUUGCGGAAAUAUUAUUUAGGAAUAUUCCUUGCAAUGUUAGUUUAAGUGCACAAUUCUUGGAAUACCAAAGACUGGUAAUGCGGCGAACAUACCGCGCGGCAUUUUAGAAGAAAGUGAAACCACAAUAAGUGACACGGAGGAAAGUGAUUAAAACUUACUUAAAAGUUUAAUUUUGUUGACAUUUUUCGCAGAUUCCCAAGAGUCUUCAGUGGCAGCUGCAUUUACCUUAGCGUUUCUUUCUCUCCUUCUCCAACACUGUAUUUCCUCAUUUGAAAACUUCUUAGCAAAGGAUCCGACCAGCUCCGAGCAGAAUGUGGCAAAUGGACCGCAAAAAACAGCUGCCACGCAGAAUGGUUUGAGCGCGGAAAAGCUACAAAAGCACGAGAGUUCCUCGUUGGGAUUGAAAGCUACCAAGCCCCUAAAGGACUUCAGCGAAACAAAGAAACUGAAGAAGGCAUUGAAACAUCGGCGUCGACGACGACGAAGAAGAAAUGUCGAUUACAGUUUUGAGAGCUACAGCGGUAGCGGAAGCGAUUUUGAUGAAUCCGGAGGCGAGAAUGAUGAGGAUAGUGAUUUGAGCGAAGGAGGGGGAGAUGUGGAGAAUGUGUUAGAAGACCUGAUGAGCGACGACAGCGAUGAUGUCUAUGUUGAAAGUGAGUCGGAUAGUGAGAGUGGAAACACUGGAUCUGUCCCUAAGACUGUGUUCAAUUCUUCGGGAGGUGAAAAUCAGCUUGACAAAAGUUCCUUGCCCAAGUCUACGGAGAAGUUCUCUGCUCAUCAAGCUCUGCUUGGCAAGCAGGGAUUGAAAGGUGGUUUCUUGUGGCAGAACGGGAUUUCAGUUGGAAAGAUUUUCAGGCCGGAUUUGUUCAGUGAUGUAAGCGACGCUGAAACUGGUAAGAGUUACAAGUUCAGUGUAUGUCUUGUGGUUCAAUUUUAACCUUGGUUUAAAUUUUAGUUCCUUUUGUUUUUGGGAAUGGUAAUGUCUGAUAAUGAGUUUAAAACAAAAGAAAAUAAAAUUUAAACCAAGGAUAAAAUUAACCACAACAUAUGGACUGGACACCAAGAAGUAGGUUGAGAAAAUAAGGAACUGUAAAAAUGCCCGGAUCAAUUAAGUUUCUGAGAAACUGCCCACCUACCCAUCCCCUAAGCCAACAUUGUGCCCUAAGUGAGAGGUAAAGUGUUAAUGUUGGCUUAGGGGAGGGGAAGGUGGGCUGUUUCCCAGAAACCUAAAUUGAUCCAAAUGCCCUUCAUUUGAGGGUCAAUGUAUCGCCCCUUGUAAAGGAAUCCGGAUUCCGGAAUCCGUGAAAUUUUUGCUUGUGGAAUCCGGAAUCCAGAAUACAGCUCAAGGAAUCCGGAAUCCCACUAACGAUUGGAAUCGAGAAUUCAAGUUCCACUGACAAAGACCGGAAUCCAUUACUUGGAAUCCCGAAUGCAAGAGUGUCUUGGAUUUCCUUGCGUGAGGCAAAAUGUAGUUAGCAUGAAAGCGCUAAUUGGGUCGGGGACAAUAUUUUUACGUCUCCAACAGGAGACAGGACCACCAUUUCACGUGGUCAUCAGAGCCACGCGAAGGUAUUAAUAGCCCGGCUUUGCAGGGCAAAGGCACUACCUUCAUUUCCCAGUUACUUUUAAGACUCUGAGUAUUGGUCCGGCCCCGGGAAUCGAACCCGCGGCCUCCCGCUCUGCAGUCAAGCGCGCUACCGUCUGAGCUAUUCUUGAUGCUGUCACCGGCGAAGUCUAGUCUUUCAAACCGAAUUCCAUAUGUUUGGCAGUAUAAGAAGAUUCGCUCUUCCGAGUGUGAGACAAUGUAUACAUACCAGAGAGAAACCAUUACAAUCAUUUUUCCACGCCUGUUGCCCUCAGGUUUUGGGGACCCGGGCUUAGAAGCGUAAAAUGUUUGGACCAUUUUAGUGGUUUCCGCAAAAACUUGUUAGCGUAUCUUUUGGCUGAAAUACUUUUUCCCUGAGAAGUAAUUCUAAGCAAAAGCAAUCAGAGAGCUCCUAAUUCGAGGACGCUUCCGUUUGAUAUUCCACUAUAAAAGCCAGUUCUGAGCACAAGACCCAAAGUUGAAGAGCGAUAUACACAGGAUAAUUUAUUAUCCAGCAGCAAGAUAUCUGGUGCGAAGAAGAGACCCUGGUUAAAGGAAACCAAUUGUGCCGUCCACUGGUCAAAUACGUAGACGGGCGAAAUACAUGUAGACUUAAAAAGUUACACGCUUACUCUCCCUGCCAGCAGAGCAGAGCCUUCGUGUGACUUUUUGAGAAUUACUCUGCUUGAAUCGAGUGAGAUCUUUAUUGAGUAUGCGCUGCAUGUUGCUAGGAUACAAUUUUGAACCCAGGCCUAAUAGCCGCGCGAUUGGUACAGCGGGCUCAGUUUUGACCAUCGGUUUACCAAUAAACAGAUGCUCGCACUCAAAAGCCCAGACUUUUGGGCUUUUGGACUUUUGGACUUCAAAGCCUUGACGCGAUUAGGGCAGAGCUUCCUUUUCUCUUGCUUGAUCAAAAAGAAAACAAAAAGAGGCUCUGCUCGCAGGAUGACGAUGUUUUUCUUGUAGCCGAUUUAGUUACCAUAGUUACACGGUCGACGCCGUAUGAAAAGACAUCGUUACAGCAUUGGCUUUGUAUUUGUGUUUAGAGUCAUCUGUUGCAUCAAGAACUGAAAUACUGCGUGACUGUGUGGAGUCCAAUCUACUGAAAGCCAUGGCGGGUCAGAAACUACUGCCAGCAAUCAAAGUAUUGACUGACUGGCUUCGAUUGAACGCAGAACUUGUUACGAGUUGUGUUGAGGUAGGAAUGUUUUUUGUUGUUGUUGUUGUUGUUGUUUUUUCAUAUAAUUCUGAAGGGUUUAUCCCCAAGAUGUUUCUUGUCCCCUUCAGCUUCUUUUCCCCUUCAUUAUCCCUAACAAAUAAAUCUAUUUUCGUAUUUACCCAUUACAACCUGUAGGUAGUUCCCUGUGUACCAGAUUGCCCCAAGCUUGGAUCAAUCCUUUGACACCUAGCAUUGAUCAAAGCAAAAAUUUCGAAAAAAAAGCAUAGAUUUUAUUUGUCAAAUCCCAAGAAAUAAAUGUUACCAUGGAAAAGUUCUACCAAAAAGGUUUCAUUUGAGUGGUAAUACCAUGGAAUUUCGUCCACAAAUGCAAUAGUUAGAUUGACAAAUCAUUACACGAUAGCUCGGCCUCGGAGUGAAGGGUUUAAGUUACUCGGGACUAUUGAAACUUGAAAAAUUGGGCAAAACCACAAUCCUAGCGGCAACUUGUGUUGCGAAAUAAAUAAAUGAAAAAUUUUUAUAUAUUUUUUUUCUUUUCAGAGUUUGGGUGCCCUUUGGUCGAGAUUAGCUUCACUCCUGAACAUGUUCCCUUCCGCUGAGCAAAUGAUGGCGGCAGGUUUGUAGUAAUUGUCUCAUCCCCUUAAUUUGAAUAUAUGGGGAUUUGGAAGUCUUCAGUCAAACCAUUUGCUCACAAGCUACAAUCUUGAGCAAAAUAAGUUUGACCCCAUGGGUAAAUAUACAGGGUGUCCCAAAAGUUCGCUCCUCUACUUUAUAAGUCUGUAUUUCAGUACGAUUGGACUUGGUAAGAAAAUCAUUUAAACAAAAGUUGUGACUUUCAAUCUAAUUCACUAUUCUCGUACUUGUUGUGCCAUCUUUUGACUCGAAUGUUCGAUUUGUGUACUGCCGCGCCAAAGGUGCGCGUGCGCGAGUAUAUUUUCCAGCCUUUUUUUGUCUGUAUUUUAUAGCCCGAAUUGCCCUAACUCCUUCCUUGUUUUUUGUGAAUAUCAAGAAAGAUAAACACCCCUAACGCAAAAACGUCCAGCUACGUGACAGUAUAAGCAUGUAUACUUCGAUUUACUGGCUUAUCUGUGAUGGAAACUGCUAAAAAACUGGAAAAAUCCGAAUGUUGGGUGGGAAAUGAUCAUCGCGAAAUGAGGGUUUUGAAGGCAAGAAACGAGGGGGAAGACCAACAGUCCUGAAUAAAGCAGGUAAAAUAGUUUUAAGAAGAGACUAGAUACAAAAAAGAAGACGUCUCCAAAAGGAAACUCUCACAUAGUUAGCAAGCCAAGUCCAGAAAGGGUCAUGAAAAGCUGUUUAAAAUGUUUAAAAAAUUAGUGACCCCUGUGGUGGCAAAAAAAAAACUCUGCUUAGUCUGCCUAGUAACGCCCAUCUCGUCUCAAAUUGUAAAGAAGUACAAAAGCCUUACUGUGGAAAGGGAUGAUUAUCUUUUUUGGAUGAGUGCCCAAUAUUUUUUUCAGCUGUCUAAACUAAACAAGUAUUGUUUGGGGGCUGAACUGACUCCUGGGCACCAGGUGAUAAAAAAGCUCAAUAUGGAUCAUUUGAGGGUCUACACGCUAUAUUCCACUUCAUGCCGCAACGGCUACAGAAUGUGAUAAAAAAACAAAAAGGGUACCCUAGUAACUGAAAUUCUGAAUACAUGUUCUCGAUAGUGAAAUAAACAUCUAGGAAUUUCAAGGUAAAAUAAAGUUUUGAUCAAAAGUUUUAGUGCAUGAAAUUAGAGGAACGAACUUUUGGGACACCCUGUAUUGUUCUAUAUAACCUCCUAUUCCCUUGUUCUUCAAUCUCUUGGCACUUUUCGUGUUUGCAUUUCUCCUCUAUGACUACUGGAUUAGCGUGGAUAACCUUGACUCGUUUCUUCCCUGAUACUUGAUAUCCCCUAGUUUGUUAAUUCCCUAACGCUUCUCUGCUUGCAUCCGUUCUCUAUGCUUGGAAAAGCAUAGAUAACCAUGACCCCCCUAUUACUACUUGAGAUACAUAGCUUAGGAUGGCUUCGUCAAUCCAGAGCCUAGUUACAAGAAGUAGCGUUAUUUUCUUUUAAUCUCCACCGUUAACAACGUUCCGCCUUACGGAAUUGAUUUCUUUUAUCUCUUAGUCCCAAUUCCAAGACGACCGACAUGGCGAGGUAUUCUUGAUGAGACGCUCGACGAGAACUGGGUCCAAACACGUGGUCUGCCGGAAGACAUGUCGCUUUUAGGAUUUACACCGCUGACUGCAAUACACAGCAAGCUCGACAAGAAGUGGAGCAGGCUUACAAGAGACUGCCACUAUCUUGAGGUAAUAUCUCCCCCUUUAAACCAUGAAUACCCUAGUUGCCUCGGGGAUGUUUUUAGUCCAUUGCUAGGGCAAAUGUCUAGCCUACGCAAAGCCUAAUUCUUUCCUUAGGAAAAGUCAGGGAAGGGCAUAGUCAUCAGUGGCGUAUCCAGGGGAGGAGGCUCCCCCCCUUAUUUUUGAACCAAACUAAGGUCCGAAGGGCGGAAAAAAAUUCCUUUGAAGACCAACCCCCCCCCCACCCCCACCUACACUCCACACCCAUACCCGCAGAACCACCACCCCAUCAAACACCCAACCCCCGCCCGCAACUCCCACACACGCGCCGCUCACCACCACCGCAAAACUAUUUUUUUGCCAUGAGAAAAGCGGGGGAGGGGGCACAAAUCAGGGGGCAAUCCCGGGGGGGGGGCCCCCCCCCUUUUUUUUUUAACAAACUAAAGGGUCAAAGGGGGAAAAAAAUUUCUUUUGAACCCCCCCCCCCCCCCCCCCCCUUUAUUUAGGGGUCUAAUCCCCCAAACCCCCCCCCCCCCCCCCCCCCCCCUCAUCUCAAGGUCUGGAUCCGGCACUGGUCACGAUGUAAGAAAAUGACGCUUUUCAAGGUUUCUCAUAAAUUUCGUCCGAUUUUUGAAACGAUGUUAGGCGCAAUUUCAAAAAUGCGUGCCAAAACAAGCGGCGAUUUCGUGGCAAUUUGUCCCUGUGUAUUGGUCACCGUUUGUGGAACGUGCUGUAAUUUUUCCGCGAUUUAUCUUACUUUCUGCGCAAGAGUACGCUAUCCCAAACAACCUAGUGGAUAAGCGUUUACAGCAGAUGCGCAACAGGCACAGGACUAAUAAAAAAAAUCACACAAAGUAAAGCACGACCCUUAAGAAGCUUAAUGUUAAGCACUCCCUCAUGCAUCGAGCCACAUAACCGUAUCUUUGAACUGAUAGCAUUUAAAUACGGAAAUGUGAGGUCCGAAGUUGAAGCAUCCGCAAUUCAGAAAUGAGAUUCUCGUUUGCUCUUAAGAAAAGGAAGAAAUACUGUAGCCACUCUAUGAAUGGUAAAACCUUAUUCUUUUUUAAGGAACGACAGGUCAACGGUAAGCUGUGAUUUGAACAUCUACCCCUAAAUUUCGUGUCUUCUUUUUCUUUAUAGGCAGCUGUUCGAGUUCAGUGUUUAAAGAGCUUUGGUAUGAAGCUAGCAUUAACCGAGGUAGGCUAAUCCUUGAACCCAAGAAGACAAUUUCCACAGAGAGUAAAGGUACGGUAAAACGAGCAACAAAGACGUGCAACCCGUUUGGCAACAGUGUUGCAAAACGGGUUGAAUAGCGAUGCUGUGCGUUUUACCACUCACGAAUUCAUACUAUCUUGCAUCAAAUCAAGUACUUUCAGGUUGUGAAAAGAUGUUGCAGAAAGUAGAGAGUAGCUUUACUUUUUGCAACAAAAUAUGUCCAUGAUGUGCGUUUUACCGGAUCAGGGAAAACUGAAACUCACAUGACUUAACUCACAUGAAUGGCGCGACUCCCGCGUAAUUUUGUCCAAUCAGAAGUCACACUAUUCACGCAACUUGCAACAACCUUAUUUGUUGCAAGAGAGGUUUGAACGUGAGUUGUAGAACGCGGAACAUGGCUUUGUUGAUCGUUGUACUUUUUUGUUGCCCUUUUACCGUAGCUUAAAACAGCUACCUACAAAAGGCGGGUUUUUUUGUGGUCUCUUGUGUGAACUGAACUUUUAUAACUUUGCUCAUGUUUUUUUUGUUCUUCAGGAGCUGAGUUCAUUUGUUUGGGAUCAGAGCAAACAGCAAUUCCUUGGGCCUCAGCAGAUGGCAGAAAGAGAGAAGCGAAAAAAUCCCGAUAAACAACAAGCACCGUCAGCUCCCGUAAGAGAGAAGUUCCUUAGUGUAGUUUGUGUUGUAAUGACUGGGGUGUAAUAAACAAUUAUUCCACGAGUGCCCGUUGGGUAUGAGUUGGCUAUAAUCAUCUCAUAUUCAACAAGCGCGAAUGGAAAAAUUGUUUUAUUAAAAACUCCCACAAAAUAUCGAGAAUUCUUCCCGACUUUAUUUGUAAAAACAACCGAUUUCAGCUUGUUUUGAGCAGACGCGCACAGUUACCAUAUUGGGAGAGCAUGGUAUAAUGGCUCAUAAACCAUGAUGGCUAAGCCAAUCAGAGCUCUAGAAUUGCAUUAUCCAAUGAUUCAGUUUUUAAUAAUAACACUUAUUAGAGGGACGAUGACGAGAUUUUCUCAAUACUACAUAGCUCUUUUAGCUCAUUCCUUUCCCUAAUAUGAUCGGUACCCUCUCACACCACUGUUAGUAUAUGGGUGAACGCAGAGCGCGCUCUAGGUGAAAAUGUUAUUUAAAGGAGCUGUGUCACGAAAUUCAGGCAAAUUAGGAAAUUACAAUAUGCCUGUUAAAUUAAGAGAAACAUAAAAAUAACCGCUUAAAACUUUAAAGGAAGGUUAAAAUAACAUAACGGAAACAACAGAUGCCACGGAUGGGCAAAACUGAAGAAGAUUGAAACGGAUUGAAAUUAGGAUUUUUAAAAACCGUUCAGCCUAACAGUUUUUCAAAGUUGAUCCCUGCUGCUUGCAACCUUUCAAAAAUAAUGCUCAGGAGACAUAUUUGUUUGCCUUGGAUCUCUGAUGUUGUCAUUUACGUGUAAUUUCUUUGCUUACUUUAAGUUCCAUGGCGAUUGAGGGCGAGUAAUUCGCAAAAUUAAACAAAAUGAACUAGACUGCCGUGACACAGUCCCUUUAAUAAGAAACCAGUUCAUUUAUUGCCAUGCUGAAUCCUUACCUUCACCCUGAUGUUCUUGCGCCGAGAAUCUCCUCUAAAACAAAGCAGAAACUAAGAAAUGAAUAGCACUCUGAAUGACUCUCUUAUUUUUGCCCCUCAGGGAAACCGCUCUCGUGUAAUGAAGGCUAUGGCUCAGCAGUUGUUACAGGUAAUGUCUAAUAGAUCUUUUUUUUUUCCUUGUUUAACAGGAAAGUACAUGUUAGAGUUCUCAAACAUCCACUUUCAUAUCCUCAUCCGCAGUUGACACAUAUUUGUAUUUUAUAUAUUCUAUGUCAGCUUUUUAGUAUUUUGAUAACACUUAACAUCCAGAUUCAAAAAUAACCUGUGUGCGACGUGAAUGAGUCAAAUGCUCAUCAGUCAAGUACUGUUUUUCAGAGUGAAGUGGCAGAGCUAGAGAGCACUCUUAAAACAACUCCGCAUGGAAGUACAGCAUACCUGGUCCCUGAUGCCAUGUCAUUAUGCAGUCAGCUUCAUCUGGUGCGAAGGCUGGUCACCGCAGAGAAAAUGGUCAUCAUCAUUCCCAUUCAAGGUACUUUACUUUUCCCCUGCCUGUUAAAGUGGUAGUCUUACUAUAUUUAAAAACUAUAAAACUGAUUGUCUAUCUCAAAGCGCGUAAACCUCAAGCUCGAUCUAACUCCGUCGUUCCCAGUCACUCUUACUCUGGGUAACGACAAUGAUCGCGCAUGAAAAGCCUCUUGCAGGAUUAGCGCAGUCGGAAGAGCGCUUGAAUGCAGAGCGGGACGUCGCGGGCUCGAUUCCCGGGGCCGGACCAAUACUCAGGGUCUUAAAAUAACUGAGAAAUGAAAGUACUACCUUUGCACUGCAAGCGGCGAGUCAUUCACGUGGCUCGGAUGACCACGUAAAAUGGCGGUCCCUUCUCCGGUCGGAGACGUAAAAAUAGUGUCAUCAAUUAGUACUUUCGUGCUAGUAAAUACCUUGACAUUCAAAUAAAGUGCAUUUUUUUGGCACGAGCGUAGUGAUUCGUUUGCCCGACGCGAAGUUACGACAGACGUAUUUUGCAGAGUUUUUCCGAUCUCAUGAUUUUUCCCUUGGCAAAAUUUCAGAAAGAAAACCCUACGCCUACCAUUUAAAAAGAGCAAACGUGUGUGAUGAUUUUGUUGACACUCUAUCCAGGGACACACAAGAAGUUUCUCCAUCACGUACUGUUUUUAGGUUAUAAGUGGUCUAGCCUUGUUUUCUGUAAUAAGAUACACGUUUUUAGCAUUAAUUUGCUCUGUAUUUUCUUCACAAAUUAUUAAUGAGUGUUUAAAGGCUUUUAAAAAAGCUACGGUACAUCAUCGAAAUGUGCCACGAGUUCAUCCGAGGGAAUACCUUUCAAGACUUCAAGUCUCACUAAAGAAGCAAACAGUAUAGUCUGUGUUUAUAGUGUUGAAACUCAACCAAGGCACGAGACGAAAGCUGAAACAAACACUUACGCACUUCGGUGGCGCUCUUUGCACAAUCUUAUUCUCGGAUAUCCUGUGCGCAUGACUGCUGUUCUAUUGCACAACAGUCUGCUGAUGCACCUGAACUUUUAGGAUCCCGAAACAUAAGUGAUUAGGACGAACUUGAAGAUUCUGACUCGAUUUCUGCGUUACAGUGAUAGCCGCGCUGGACGAGCUGAAAAAGUAUGACAGCGGAGCAAGAGAGGCUACAAAGUUUUUAGAGCAGGAGUUUAAGAAGGGAAACAGGUAAAACCGUCUUUCUUUUUGUCGUGAAUUAUGACCAAUUAUGUGUUUCCGUUACCCCAAAACGUAAUUACUACAAUUUAGAUAACACAAACUGUGCCCGUCGUUUACAUGAUGAUCUGUUUUGUUGUGAUUUAGGUGGAUCCGAGCGCAGAAGGAGAAUGAGACGUUGGGUGGAGGCAAAAAGAGAGGACGCUAUGAGGAUGUCGCUGUGUGGUGAGUUCCUGUGGGAUAUCCUUGCCUUCUGUUGAGUAGCUCAUAGUUUUUCUUAAUGUCCGAGUUCAAUGUACCAUUUUUGGUAUUCUCGGAGCUAAAACCUAUAGCUACUUGUAGUCGAGGCUCAUGAGGGGGAAUCUUUUUAUGUGCAAAUAUCCUUCAGAAUUCGCCUCAAUUUCAAGCUAGUUUCAGUUCAUUACCGAGGUUAGGAGUUUGUUGCUGAGCUUCGCUUGAAAAUUGGCUACUGCAUGGUAAAGAACAUGUGCAGGGCCGGGGGAACAAGCUGCAGUAGUUGUGGGUUAAGAUAACCCAGGGGUUGGUUCGAAAUUGACCACUCCAGAAAAUACCAUCACAUACCAUAAUGCUCUUUGUUUGUCACCCCAUAAUUUUGCAUAAGCAUUGUUUUCAUUUUCUUCAAUUAGAAUUCAGAUGUGAAUGAAAAUUCAGUUAAAUUCUCUUUGUCUACAAUUUGAUGAGAAGAAGACGCACUAAAUAGAAUAGACAAAAUGGUUUGAACAAAAGAAAAAGAAACCCUGAUUAACACGUAACUCCGAGUUAAUAGUUGUUGGUACAAACAUUUCCAUCGUUAGUCAUUACUUGUUUGCCAUUUCUACUAUGAACUUUCCUCAUAAUUAUGUUUUUCUAAUUUUUUGCAGGCGUUUCAAUCAGAUCAUCAACUGUUGCCGGUACUUUAUAAAUCAAACUGGCAAAGGCCUAGUCACUUUACUGACCGGUGGCAGCUCGUACGAGCCUCCAAAGCGAGGCCAGAAAAAGGGCAUGGCCGCUAGUGGUACCCAGGCCACACCCGAGGCGGUGGAAUUGGCACGGAACUGCGGUAUCACUGUGGAGUCGCUGCGUGUGUUUUGCGCGCGAUUUUCUCAGCAAGCGAAGUCAGUCACGUGAAGCAGUUAUGAAAUGAUCCAGAUGUUGUGGAAGUGCUAAAGAUAUAGAGGGUAAUACACCCUUAAAACGAGGUGUGAACCACAGCAGAACCAACAAGACCGGUUCAGUCUAGGUAAAGGCAUUACGUGACUACAACCACAGGACAACCACCUUCUAUUUUUGUUGUAUCGAAGGGUCUUUAAGAUGCGAUCGUUUUCUUAGGGUACACUAAACAAGGUAACUUUUAUCUUAAACCUUCCAAGUUUUGUGGCAAGCUACACUUAAGCUGUUUUGUCUCUUAAUUUGCGCCUUUCUCUGUGGCCUUGCGCCCGUUAUUUCUCCUCACCGGAGGUCAGCAGCUCAGAUGGUUAAAAAGUUUCGUGAUCGCUAUUAUGGGGGCGCACAGUUUCUGCUGCCAGCAAGAAAAAUUCAGAAAGUACUUAGGUAGACAGCUUUCUUUCCCAGACGGAGAGCCUUGAUGGGAGGAAGUCAAAUUGAGAAAAUCUUAAUGUAAUCUUACUAGUUUUUCUUGUAGUGCUGGUCGUUAGAGAUCUUUGAAUCGACACUGUCGCUGUAUGGAUGCAGGAGUUAGUUAGACAGUUAGACAGCAAGACAGUUUGUCCUAGGAGGGUGGGGUUGGAGUAGUUGGUAUAGUUGGAGUUUAUCGUAGAAAACCUGUCACAUCACGAUCGCUGGACUUGCGUUUUGCAAACUUUCAUUCAGUUUUCAGAAAUAUUUGCGGCCCUUUCCAGUAUGCUAAACCUGAAUUCAUUCGUCAGGUUUUAAGCAAGUUUUACAGGACCAACUAAAAGUUGCAAUGUAAGCUUCCGAGUUUUCUAUGUUAUCAAAAAGUUUAAAGUUUUGACUCCUUCAUUAUUGGUCUGUACUUGUGUACGUUUAUCUUUCUUCAUAACAGUUAAAUAGCUCUUACUACGAAGAAUGUGUAAGCAAUGUCUCUUUUUCUUUUCCCGUGAAGCAGUUUUCUAGUGUUUGUUGGAACGGACAUGUAGGUGCGUUUUUACUUUUAGAAUACUCUCGCGAAACAUAGACCUGUUUAACUUGUAUGUUUUGUUUUCCUAGUGAAGGUCUCAGGGAACUUGCCGCUUUGUCUUUUCAUAAAUUAUCCGUUCAUAUGCACGGGAAUAAGACGAAAUUUGAAAGAAGCGGUUCUCAGGAGUAUUAUCACAUGGCCUACACUGGAAACUAAAACAAAACAUACAAGCUUUUUUUGGUCUAUUUGUGCGAACACUAGUGACAUGAUUUUAAGCGCCUUAAUGUAUCUUAUACAGUUCUCACCAAUCCCAGGUUUUCCCGCGCCUUAAUGUGUGUCACCAGUUCCUUAUUUUGACGCGCUUUAGUGUGUGUCACCAGUUCCCUGCUAUCCCGCGCUGCAGUGUGUGUCACCAGUCGCUAUUUUGGCGCGCUUUAGUGUGUGUCACCAGUUGCUAUUUUGACGCGCCUCAAUGUGUAUCGCCUGUUUUAUGCUUCGGCGCGCUUGGGACUGGUUACUGGUCUUCCAGUGCUUAUCACCCCUUACAGUUUUCCCGCGCUUAGCCGGAGUCGGCUACUGUUUUUUCCGCCCUUUGGUUGAUUGAAAGGUUGUGAUUGGCAAGUUAUUGUACUUUAACGGCGCUUAUUUGAAACUACUGUGUGAUCAGAAAAGCAAGGCAAGAUCAGCAAGGCGGGAAAAACUGGUCUCUGGUGUUGCUGAGGCUUAGUUACAUAACAACUAGGAAAAAACCUGUCCGCGGUCUUUACUGACAGCCCUCUAUUGUGCUUGCUAGAGAACUGAUAAUAAUAACUUCUGAAAUGUUUUAAUCAUAAGUAAGGUCAUUUUUUCUCUAAGCAUGUUGCAGUAUAGCCUAUCAUAGAUCAUCAGACUAACA
Porites evermanni is the source of this 23220-nucleotide messenger RNA. The record is from the annotation of a GenBank genome assembly. NCBI's taxonomy places the organism in Eukaryota, Metazoa, Cnidaria, Anthozoa, Scleractinia, Poritidae.